CUUCACUUCUUAUGUAGUCUCUCUCUCUCUCUCAUUAUUUUCUUCAUUUCUCAAAUGCAUUCACAUAAAAUGAAAUGGGGAGAGUAUUUGUUUUGGGCUUUCACUUUUUGGUCUAAAUAUUUAACGGUUGUGUAAUUUGAUUUUUGUUUAGUUAUCAAACAUAUAAUCGACAAACUUGUAAGCAUAACCUAGUCAUGUUUUUUUUUUCUCCCCUAAUCAUUCAUCGUUCAAUUUGAUCGAAAAUUUUGAAGAUUGCCUGUUACUUCAUAAAAAAUGAAAAACAAAGGAAGUAGACUAAACUUUGAACAACUUUUACUAGGCCUUCCUAUAUGCUACUCAAGCAGUAUUGAAUUAACAGGACAACUGAACCUACCUUGAUAUUCUUCAGAGGUUAUCUAACAAACAACGGAAGAGAGAGAUCGAAUUCUGAAAUGUAUGUCUCUAUAUGACUAGUAUAAAUACUUAACUGAAAAACAAAAUAUUCUUGUGAUUUUGACAAGUGCAGAAAUAAGUUUGUCAAAAAGCAAUAUAUAAGGGGAAAAAAAGAUGUGGAAGCUUAAAUUGUCAGAAGGAGACGAUCCAUGUGUUAGAAGUUUGAACAAUCACGUUGGUAGACAAUAUUGGGAAUUCGAUCAGAACGGUGGAACACUUGAAGAGCGAUCUCAGGUUGAAAAUAUUCGUCAACAUUUUCAUAAGAAUCGGUUUCAUGUUAAACACAGUUCUGAUCUCAUAUUGAGACUUCAGUUUGCAAAGGAGAAGAGUAUUGAUAUGAAGUUGGCAAAUUUAGUGAAAAUAGACGGUGAAGAAGAAAUAAGUGAAGAGGCAAAAGUGAUGACAACAUUGAGAAAGGCUUUAAGAUUCUACUCAACUAUUCAGGCUGAGGAUGGGCAUUGGCCUGCUGAUUAUGGUGGUCCAUUGUUUCUUUUGCCUGGCUUGGUUAUAAGUUUAUUCAUAAUGGGAGUGGUGAAUGCAGUGUUAUCAGAAGCGCAUCAAAAGGAAAUACUUCGUUAUUUAUAUAAUCAUCAGAAUAGAGAUGGAGGGUGGGGGUUGCAUAUAGAAGGACAUAGCACCAUGUUUUGCACUGCUCUCAACUACGUGACAUUAAGACUACUUGGAGAAGACGUAAAUAAUGAAGGCAUGGAGAAAGCUAGAAAAUGGAUUAUUGAGCACGGUGGUGUCACUUAUAUUCCUUCCUGGGGAAAGUUCUGGCUCUCUGUACUAGGCGUAUACGAAUGGAGUGGCAAUAAUCCACUACCGCCAGAAUUAUGGCUUCUCCCCUACUUUGUUCCUAUACACCCAGGUCGAAUGUGGUGUCAUUGUCGAAUGGUGUAUUUAGCAAUGUCUUACUUGUAUGGGAUGAGAUAUGUAGGUCCUGUUAGUUCCAUCAUAUUAUCACUUAGAAAGGAGCUCUAUUCAAUUCCCUACCUCGACAUUGAUUGGGACUUGGCCAGAAACCAAUGCGCUAAGGAAGAUUUGUACUACCCUCAUCCUUUAUUUCAAGACAUUCUAUGGGAAGGUCUUCACAAAAUUGCAGAACCUCUUCUCAUGCAAUGCCCACUCUCUAAGUUAAGAAAAAAGGCACUCGAUACUGUGAUGAAACAUAUUCAUUAUGAGGAUGAAAGUACCAACUAUAUUUGUAUUGGACCUGUCAAUAAGGUAUUGAACAUGCUGUGUUGUUGGGUAGAGGCUCCAUAUUCCGAGGCAAUCAAACUUCAUUUUUCCAGAAUCAAAGACUAUCUAUGGCUCGCUGAAGAUGGCAUGAAGAUGAAGGGAUACAAUGGAAGCCAAUUGUGGGAUGUUAGUUUUGGUGUACAAGCGAUCCUAGCUACAAACCUUCCUGAAGAAUAUGGUGUGAUGCUUAAAAAUGCAUACCACUUCAUUAAAGCCUCACAGGUCAGAGAAGGUAGUAGUGGAGAUCCCAAGAAGUGGUAUCGGCAGCGUUCUAGAGGUGGAUGGCCAUUCUCCACUGUAGACAAUGGUUGGAUUGUAUCAGAUUGCACUGCAGAAGCCUUAAAGGCAGCACUCAUCCUAUCUCAGAUGCCAAUAGACGUUGUUGGAGAAGCAAUAGCACCUCAUAAGCUAUGUGAUGCCGUUGAUUUGCUACUCUCUCUUCAGAAUAGCAAUGGUGGAUUUGCUUCGUAUGAGCUAACAAGAUCUUAUGCAUGGCUUGAGAUGAUUAAUCCAUCGGAAACAUUUGGGGAUAUCACUAUUGAUUACCAGUAUGUAGAAUGUACUUCGGCAGUAAUUCAAGCUCUUCAAUCCUUCAAGAAACAUUACCCCAAAUAUCGAGAGAAAGAAAUAGGAGCAUGUAUUAGCAAAGCUCUCUGUUUCAUUCAAAGUAUUCAACUUCCUGAUGGUUCAUGGUAUGGCUCGUGGGGAGUUUGCUAUACCUAUGGAACAUGGUUUGGAAUAAGUGGGCUGGUUGCUGGUGGCAAGACUCAUAAAAACUGCAAAAGCAUCAGAAAAGCUUGUCAUUUCCUAUUAUCCAAACAACUUCAACCUUCUGGUGGUUGGGGAGAAAGCUAUCUAUCAUCUCAACACAAGGUUUAUACGAACAUUGAAGGGAAUAAACCGCACAAUGUCAACACCGCAUGGGCCAUGUUGGCUCUUAUUGAAGCUGGCCAGGGCAAAAGAGAUCCUACUCCACUCAAACGAGCUGCUAAAGUGCUCAUAAAUUCUCAAAUGGAAAAUGGAGAUUUUCCACAACAGGAAAUAAUAGGAGUAUUCAACAGGAACUGUAUGAUAAGCUACUCAGCCUACAGAAACAUUUUCCCCAUAUGGGCACUUGGAGCUUAUCUCAAUCAAGUAUUAUUACCUUCAAAAGAGCAUCAUGAAUAGCCUGUUACACUUGAAAUUACCCCUCAAACCAAGAAUUUCCACAGUAUUGUACAGAUGUAAUGCACACUUCCUUUAGCUUUAUGUCAAACAAUUUAAGGCUUGUAUAUCAUCCCUUUCCUGAUUGCCACGUGUAACCGAAUAAUGAUUAUUAGUGCCUAUUUAGGCGUGUGUAUAUAUGAAAACAUAUGUUAUAUGAUUGUAUUUGUAAUAUUCUAGAAUGUCUUGUAAUUAGUUAGACAGUGUUUUGGGGUACUUGGGAUUGCUUGUUCUUCUGUGUAUAUGAUAUCAAUGAAAAAGGUGAGUUGUUUUCUUGCCCACUGGCCGCGUCUCUUUAUCUG
This is a messenger RNA of Lycium barbarum (goji berry), 3176 nucleotides long. Its product is annotated as cycloartenol synthase 2-like. Gene Ontology annotation, cellular component: lipid droplet. The record is from RefSeq and is a predicted model, not a curated record. Gene Ontology annotation, biological process: triterpenoid biosynthetic process. Gene Ontology annotation, molecular function: intramolecular transferase activity. Bases 547 to 2838 code for a protein of 763 amino acids. The transcript has 19 exons. Lineage: Eukaryota; Viridiplantae; Streptophyta; Magnoliopsida; Solanales; Solanaceae.